Molecule: messenger RNA, 5548 nt
Organism: Frieseomelitta varia
Lineage: Eukaryota; Metazoa; Arthropoda; Insecta; Hymenoptera; Apidae
Gene: Hmt4-20
Product: histone-lysine N-methyltransferase Suv4-20-like
Exons: 9
Coding region: 609-4040 (1143 amino acids)
Cellular component (GO): nucleus
Molecular function (GO): histone H4K20 methyltransferase activity; protein binding
Source: RefSeq, a predicted model, not a curated record
GUUGUCAUAGAAACACAGUGCUACAGCUUUGAAAAUUCUACAUUACUAAAGCGAUCGCUUUAUUACUUCAAAUACAGAUUGAUUUAAAAAGAAUGGAUCGAAGUUUCCUUCAUCGUGUUGCAUGUACCGCCUUCGGUUCCUCGAUCGCAGUGAAACGACAAAAUACUAUGUAACCUCGUGCGAAUUAUUCACGAACGUUCAAAACAGAGUUCAAAGCUGAAUUAUUUUACCGAAAUUCGCGUAGUUUGGUAAAUCAGGAAAGUUACUAGAUCGUUGUAUUCGAGACAUGUAUGACGUGCGCGACAGUCUGUAGUUCCAAAACAUGGGUUUUCUCGAUUAUAUUUUCAAUUAAACGAUCGUUGUUUUUCGGUUAGUUUCGACGAGGGAAGUACUGGUUUUCAUCCAUGUUGUGAACGAAUCGCGAAACACAGCACGAUGACGGCUCUCCUCGCAUUACGAAAAUAGGAAAUGUGUAUAUGGUAUAGUAGAUCUGCCAUGAUAGAUCCGAACGCGUCUUCGUCUUACACGAAAAAAGUCAGGGAUUGUUAGCAAAAUGUGUGAUUUUUGUUGUCAGGAGAGCUUCAUAAAGUAAAAGUACAGAUUGCAGAAUGGUGGUGGAUUGCUUAUCCAUUCAAGGCUCAGUAGCUAUAAUACGGAAGCAGGAGCGAAGAUUAGGUGGGUUAGUGGCUGCAAAGAUGCAACCCAACAAUGUUGGUAGUUGUGGUGGUAUGACACCCAAAGAACUUUCUGACAAUGAUGACCUAGCUACUUCUCUCGUAUUAGAUCCUUACCUAGGAUUUACUACUCAUAAAAUGAAUAUCAGGUAUAGACCGUUAAAAGCAAAUAAAGAUGAACUUCGCAAAAUUAUUUGUGAAUUUAUCCAAACGCAAAAUUAUGAGAAAGCAUAUAAAAAAUUAAUGGGUGGUGACUGGGGCGCAAGACUUCCUCAUACAAAAUGUAAACAGCAACAAAUAAAUUUGGAAAAACAUAUUUACAGGUAUUUAAAGGUUUUUGAUAAAGAUUCUGGAUUUGCAAUAGAACCAUGCUAUAGGUAUAGUCUAGAAGGUCAGAAAGGUGCCAAAAUUUGUGCAACUCGCAAGUGGUUAAAACAUGAUAAAAUAUCUUGUCUUGUUGGUUGUAUUGCAGAACUUAGUGAAAAGGAAGAAGCAGCAUUAUUACAUCCAGGAAAAAAUGAUUUUUCUGUUAUGUUUAGUUGCCGAAAAAAUUGUGCACAAUUAUGGUUAGGUCCAGCAGCAUACAUUAAUCAUGACUGUAGAGCCAAUUGCAAGUUCGUGGCAACAGGGAGAGAUACAGCUUGUGUUAAGGUUCUUCGUGACAUUGAAGUAGGGGAAGAAAUUACUUGUUUCUAUGGGGAAGAUUUUUUUGGAGAUGGUAACUGUUAUUGUGAAUGUGAAACGUGUGAAAGAAGGGGAACUGGAGCAUUUGCAAAUCAAAAACCAGGAGAAGAACUUUCAUCCGGCUAUCGUUUACGUGAAACAGACAAUCGUAUCAAUCGUACGAAACAUAGACAACAGCCGCUAGGUCGUAAUAAACAACAAGCUGAUACUGCCCUCACGGAAAGAAAUGCAGUGCUUGUCGGUAAUGCUGCUGUAGCGCCACAAAGUCUUAGUAUGAAAGAAUUAAGAAGAAAGGGAUUGACAAAAUAUGAUGCAGAGUUAUUAAUUGCACAAGGAUGUCGCUUUUCUGAUAUUGCUCAACAGCAACCUAUUACAAAUAAUGGGGAAAAUGUAUUACAAACAUCUCGACCUCACCCAAUUGCCAUUACAAAUUCUGUGACGAGAAAUCUACGAAAUAAACAGUUGUGCAAAUUUGACAGUAACAAUGAUCAUCAGAAUAAUGUUAAAAAUCAUACGCUUCGGUCAUCCAGACUCCAUAAAAGAACUGAAUCAAAAAAGAACAAAGUUUCCGAAAAAGCUGGAUCUCCUUGUUUAAAUGGUUCCAUAAUAAAUACUAUUGAAUUAGAAGACAUAAGUCAUCGUAAAGAAGAUUCUGAUAGAGUAGAUGAAGAAAUUAUAUAUUCUAGAUUACAUAAGACUCAUUCAAAAAACAACUUAGAUGAGGAAACUAACAACGUUUGCCAUGUUCAGACCUCACAUCACGAUAUAAUGGAAGAAUCAACUUGUUCUAAUCUUCAAAGGGAGUGUUCAGAUUUAACAUUCGUUAAAAAUAACAAAGAGGAACUAAAUAGCAAAUUGGUAAAUGAAAAGGAAAUACCUGAUAUUAUUAUAGAAAUUAAUUCUAAUUCAGUAGGUAAUAUUAAUACUUCCAAUUCUAAAAAAGAACACUAUAGUACAAAUUCCUGUGAUUCAGUUCAUAUAAGUUCCAUACCUGAAAGCCGAUUAAAUGAUUUACACGAAACUGAGAGUGAGAUAAUUCCACAAGAAAAUCAUCAAUCAAGAAUCUGUCAUUACAAUUUGUCUUCAGUUGAAAAUUCCAAAGAUAUAAAUAAUAUUUCUGCAACAUCGAUAAAGUCAAACACUUGCAUAAAAAAAUGUUUAGAACUUGAACAGAAAGUUUUAAAAGAAGAAAAAGAAGAAUAUCACGAGCCCGUGUAUAAGGAUUAUUCUUGCAAAAGUGAAGAACAAAUACCUUUAAUUCAUGUAAACUCUCCUAAAAAUUCGAAUUUUAUAGAAACUGGUACAACAGUAUCUACGUUUGAUAUACACGAAUGCAAUAAAGAUUUAAAGAAAAAUGAUUCUAUAAAUUCAAAUACCUUGGUCAAAUACUUAAUAGAAAAUGAAGCAAAUAAAUUUGAUAGAUUCGUUUCGGAUUCUAAUAAGUCUCCAGAUAACAAUGAACAUGGUAAAAUGACUUUUGUAAAAGAGGAUACAGAUGUAGAAAAUAAUAAACGAAAUUGCCAAAAUGAUUUAAUCAUGAAAAAUAAUAUAUAUGUAGUUAAUGUUGAAACGCCAGAAAUAAAAUCUGAAAAAACUGAAAUUAUUGAUACAUGUACAGAAAAUCUACAUUCUCGGGUAGAUCCUUACAAGGAAAAUAAUAAAAAUUUCAGUACAAUGGAAACUAAUAAUUAUAGUGAGAUUAACAAAUGUAAUUUAGGGGAUACUCAUAACACUAUUUUAAAUCAACCUACACAAAAAAAUGAUUCAUUACACGCAACACUAAGAUCUCACAAAAAUAGAAGAAAACUUUUAAGCCAGAAGAAAUCUACAAUUUCUGAACUGAGAGAAGAGUUAGAAACUGCUAUAGAACAUAAAAUUACUGAUAAUAUGAUUACAUCUGUUUCAAAAACUCGUAGCAAAGCAGAAAAAGCAAAAAGCAGGUUGACAAGAAGCCAGAAACGAGAUCGAAAAAAAUUAGCGACUAGUGAAAUUGGUGUAGCUGAUGACGAUUCGGGUAUUCAAGGUGAUAUUUAUGAGUUUAGCGAGAAAGAAAGUAAUUUGGAAGAUAUUAGAAUACCGUCAAUAAUGCGGCGUAAACAGGAAACUCGUCAUACACCCGGGCUCACAUCACAUUUGCAAGAAAUGCAAUACAACGAUGAGUAUAAUAAAGCUGAACCGCCAGUAUUACUUCCACAAGAACCAUGGCCACCAAGUUGCAAUCAGAAUCAAUUGUUAGAGUCAGAUGGUAAUAGCCGAUCGAGAGAAAAUUCUGUAGAUAGUGAAAGUCUAAAAAGACUAUCAGCUUGUAGUAACGAUAGUGCACAAAAAUUAACAGCUCCUUCGGAGUAUCAAUGGCAGAUGAAUAGUUGUCAAGUGUGUCCAACCACUCCAGAGAGAACUGGCAGAUUAAAACUUACCCUACGCAUGAAACGUUCACCAGUUUUAGAAGACAUUGUAGAAUCGGGUACAAGUUUAAGUGAAGAUAGUUACGAACCCGAGUACGAAGUAUUACGUGUCGAGGGUGUGGAAAGAAGCAGACAUAAGAAAAAACAUAAAACUCGAGAUCGUGAAAGACGACACAAGAAACGUGAAUUAAAUCUUGAUCCUCCUCCACCGCCUAUGAAGAGGUUGCGUUUAAUUUUUGGCAAUGAAACUCAUACUAUCGACUUUCCACAUUCUUAACAACUAUAAAUAAUGAUUUUCCAUACCUGGAACAAAUUAUAAAUACAAUUUAGACAUGUAACAACAGGGCUCCUUAUCUUGUAAUAUUGUGAAUUUAUUUGUAGUUUAAGCGAUAAGCGAUAUGCCAUCGUUAAACUUUACAGAUAUCUGAUAUGAUAAAAUUAUUGUGUUCCGAUUUUGUGUUAUUUUUUACUAUUUAAAUUUUGUCUUGCUUCUCGUUCUAACAACGAAUAAUUGAAGGCCUAGUAAAAUUUUUCUUAAGAUGGAAAACAGUAAUAAAAAUAGGGAUGUACAUUGAUUUGUAGUGAACAUUUGUUUUGAAAAUUUGAUGUCGUGUUAUUCGAAGUAGUUAACGAAGUGAUUAGUUCAUUGCGACAUAUUCAUUCAUAAUAAAAUUAGUAUUUUAUUUCUACCUUUUCGAUAUAGCGAGCAAAUUUUUGAAAUCCAUAUAGUCUUUCAUCGUCGAUUUUUUUUCGAUAUUAAUGAGUUUAUAUUAUUAAACUAUUUUUUACUAAUGAAAUAUUUACAUCAUAUUCAAAUUUCACAUAUAUAGGAUAAAGGAAAUAGCGAUUUCUCUUUGUAUUAAAAACAAGGAAAGAAUGUAAUGAGUUAUAUCUAAUUACUAUUUCCGUAGAUGAGGACAAAGGAAAAAAAAAGCAUACUCUUAUACUAUGUAUAAUAGUUGUAAUAGUUAUUAUAAUAAUAGUAAUAAUAAUAAUAAUAAUAAUAUUAAUAAUAAUAAUAAUAAUAGUAAUAAUAAUUCAAUAAUUAAAUUAGCUAAAUAUUAGGUAACACAUAUUAACUGCUGUCCUCAAAAUGCGUGAUUAACUAUCGUGAAAAAAAAUUGUAAAUAUUGCUUGUAUGUACGUACACGCGUGUGUAUGUAUAUGCGCAUGUAUUAUAAAUGAUAACACAUACAUGCACGUAUGCAUACAUAGACAAAUCAUAUAACAGACAAAACACAAAUACACAACGCGUGUAAGGAAAUUUCAUUACUGUAUUUCGUAUAUCGAUGCACAUGUUACAAUGCCUUAGUGCAAAUAUAAAGCAAAUGCAUUGCAUAUAAAUGUCAUCGUUUACGUACAGUAACGAAAACAGUAUGAAGACAUUUUAUUUAGUGAGAUAAAUUAAAAAAGGGUUAAUUAAAAAAAGAAAAAUUAAAAAAUAAAUGCAAAUAAAUAAUUAAUUUUUCAAUAGGAGUUUCUCACACGAAUUUAGAGGAACGGAAUUUUAUAUUGAAUUGGUAGAGAUUGUUGUUUCAAUUGUGAAACAAAUUAAAUGAAAUGGAAGCGUUAAGCUUAAUUAGAAGACGUUAGAAUAAACAAUUCAGAUCUGAAGAAAUUUAGCGGACAAAGUUGUUUUUAAGUUACUUCUUUGCUCUUGAGCGACAUAAAAAAAAAAAAUUCAUCCCACUUUCACUUGUAUUAUUAAGAUGUUCGUAUUUUUCGAACAGAAUAUAUAUCAUCAGAUUUUACCAUUCAUACGUAAAUAUUCACUUCAAAAGAUGU